This is a messenger RNA of Oppiella nova, 3546 nucleotides long. NCBI's taxonomy places the organism in Eukaryota, Metazoa, Arthropoda, Arachnida, Sarcoptiformes, Oppiidae. The record is from the annotation of a GenBank genome assembly.
AAGAAGAAAAUUAAGACCAAAAAGCGCGACUCAACCACAGAAGAGAUCACUCCUGAAGGUGUAGAACAGAUCGCUGUCGAAGAGACCGUAGAAGUCACUGAAAAGAAACCUCAAGAGUUCCCAAGUGAUAAAGACGUUGUCAAACCGACAGAAUCUGAUGAACAGAUUGAAACCACAGCUGAAUUACUACCCGAAAGUUUAGUUAAAGAUAUAGAAAUAAUUCCAAUGGAAAGUAGUAGUACUUUAAGUAAAGGCAAAAUAGAAGAGGAUUCAGUUACUAUCACACGAACCGACAAAACAACAGCACCGGAAGAAGUCCAGCCAGAAGAGGAACAGACAUCGGAGAUAACUCUCAAGAAAAAGAUCAAAAAACCUAAAAGUAUUACCGAAUCUACAGUUGAAGUCAAGCCAGAAUUGGAAAAAUCUGUAGAAACAACAACUGAAGAAUUCGUUGAAAUAUCUACCGUUCCCUCGGAAACAGUGUCCGAAUCGGUAACACUCACUAAACCCGACAAAACAACAGCACCGGAAGAAGUCCAGCCAGAAGUGGAACAGACAUCAGAGAUAACUCUCAAGAAAAAGAUCAAAAAACCUAAAAGUAUUACGGAAUCUACAGUUGAAGUCAAACCAGAAUCUGUUGAAUCGGUAACCGAAGAAACAGUCAAAAUAUCUACCGUUCCCUCGGAAACAGUGUCCGAAUCGGUAACACUCACUAAACCCGACAAAACAAUAGCACCGGAAGAAGUCCAGCCAGAAGUGGAACAGACAUCAGAGUUAACUCUCAAGAAAAAGAUCAAAAAACCUAAAAGUAUUACCGAAUCUACAGUUGAAGUCAAACCAGAAUCUGUUGAAUCGGUAACCGAGGAAACAGUCAAAAUAUCUACCGUUCCCUCGGAAACAGUGUCCGAAUCGUUGAAGUCAAGCCAGAAUUGGAAAAAUCUGUGGAAACAACAACUGAAGAAUUCGUUGAAAUAUCUACCGUUCCCUCAGAAACAGUGUCCGAAUCGGUUACACUCACUAAACCCGACAAAACAACAAUACCGGAAGAAGUCCAGCCAGACGUUUACCGAAUCUACAGUUGAAGUCAAACCAGAAUCUGUUGAAUCGGUAACCGAGGAAACAGUCAAAAUAUCUACCGUUCCCUCGGAAACAGUGUCCGAAUCGGUAACACUCACUAAACCCGACAAAACUACAGUACCGGAAGAAGUCCAGCCAGAAGUGGAACAGACAUCAGAGAUAACUCUCAAGAAAAAGAUCAAAAAACCUAAAAGUAUUACCGAAUCUACAGUUGAAGUCAAACCAGAGUCCCGAGAAUCAGUUGAAAAGACAGACACAACUCAAACAUUUAAAUUACGAAAGCCGUCCAAAGAAUCAAUCGAUCAAACGAUUAGUCUAAAUGUGGAGCAAACUAAGAAAGAAUUGGAAGACAUAUCAACAGAAAUUAUGAUUAAAAAGAAACCAAAACAAAAAUCUGUCACAACUGAAGGUGUGAUAUCUUUAUCCAAAGAGGAAGACCAGCAAAGAGACACAGAAAGUAAUAUAACCGUUGAUUUGUCAUUAGAGUCCAACCUACAGACCGAUGAGACGAGUGAUGAAAUCAUUAGUCAAACUUUUAAACUAAAGAAAACAUCCGCUGAUUCGGACGAUCAGAGCGUAUCUCUAAGUAUUAAACAAAAUCAGAAACAAUUGGACGAUAUUUGCGCAGAAAUUUCAAUUAAAAAGAAAUCUAAACCGAGAGACUAUUCCGAUUCGCAAACCAUACAUAUAAAGGAUUCUCAAGACAUCGUAGAAAGUGAUGUCAACAAAACAAUUGAAAUUCGGGCGCCAAUUGAAGAAGACAUCGAAAACAUUACAUUAGACUUACGGCAGAAAAAAUCUAUUGACAGACAAACAGAAGAGGAAGAAUUGGAGCAAUCGUUUCGUUUGCCAAAACGAAAGAGCGAAGAAAGCGUCACAUUUACAGUCGACGAGAAGAAAACCACAAUUAGUGAUAUCUCGACUGAUAUUACUAUUAAAAAGAAAUUAAAACCAAAAGUUUGUGUUGAAGAGGACAGCGCUUCCAUUCGUAUUGAAGAACAACGAGAUAUAACGGGUGAAGAAGAAUCAACUUUCGCGUCGAUUACUCUUCCAGAAGAAGAGGCAGUGGUCGACACAAUUGAUUCAGAAAUAGAGACAAUUGAAAAACAGGUGAUCGUAGAGAAAGAUCAGGUCUUCAAUAUUGGUCUCAAGAAAGUGAAUAAAACAGAGGAGAGCGCAGAAUCUUAUGAAACGGAAUUCAAAGCCAAAAGAAUUUCAACAAAAAAAGUUUUAGACUUCAGUGAAACAGAAAAAAGUUUUGACUUGAGUUUAGCCAAACAGAAGUCAUCGGACGAACGUAUUAAGCAAUUGGACGAAAGCGCGACCAUUCAAUUGGACACAACUCCUGAUAAGUCUUAUCAGAUCUCAGAAGAAGCGGCAGAAUUGACUCUUAAGAAAGAAGUUGAAGUGCAAGAGGUGUCUGCUCUGACCAUUAAAAAGGAAAUUCAGGUUGAAGAGCUAAUUGCAACGAUUACAGUGGUGUCUGAAGUGCCAAACAUGAUAUCCGUAUCAGAAGGAGACCGACUAUACGUAGUGGAAAGACAUACCAGCGACUGGUGGUUUGUUAGAAAACGUCUAACUAAUGAAAGCGGUUAUAUUGAGUCUAAAAAUCUGGUCGAUUCGACCGCUUAUACACACAUUCUUCGCAAUAAAGUUGAAGAAAAGAUCCAUAAUAUUCCUGUCUAUGAGGUUGAAGAACCAGACGACACAUUUGAGCCCAGAUUUGUAAGAGAUCUUCAGUGUAUGUAUGCGUGGGUCGGAGAAACGGUUACAUUUGAGUGUCAGGUGGAGGGCAACCCUCGGCCGACCAUCACUUGGUUUAAACACUCGUCUAUUUUAAAAGCCAACGACGAAAUACAGAUGUAUUACGAGGAGGACAACAGCGCUAAACUCAUCAUCAAAGAAGUGUUCGCCGAAGACUCGGGAAAGUAUACCGUCGUCGCCAAGAAUUCAAUCGGUUAUAAGUCAUACACUGUAGACCUCAAUGUUGAAGGCGAAUAUUCAGACGUAGAGUCAGUGACAACGAGCCGGAAGAGUAUGUCCCGCGAGUCGUCCAUCAUAUCUAUAUUAGAAGGCAUUCCUCCAGUGUUUGCAGAACCGCCCAAAAGUAUUGAAAUAAAAAAAGGUAAAAGUUUUCACAUCGAGGUCUGUGUCAACGCACAAACCAAGCCUUCAGUUCGUUGGCUAAGAAAUGGCAUUGAAAUCAAAGAAUCGAAACGAAUUCAAAUGAAAUCGACUGAAGAUAUCUAUUACUAUAAAUAUCGGUUAGAAGUGGAAAAGGCUUCAGAAGAUGACGGCUUAUACGAGAUAAUUGCCGAAAAUAAGGACGGAUUCGCCUCAACCACUGUUGUUGUCUAUAAUGAGGAAAAGAAACAAAAGCCUGAAUUCACUCAAACAUUCGAUGACCUCUUUGUCGAGGAAGAGUCCGAUAUAACACUGUCUGUCAAAUAUACGGGUCAUCCAAAGCCA